Messenger RNA from Dioscorea cayenensis subsp. rotundata (Guinea yam), 4008 nucleotides. RefSeq names its product cellulose synthase-like protein D2. Gene Ontology annotation, cellular component: trans-Golgi network; plasma membrane. The record is from RefSeq and is a predicted model, not a curated record. NCBI's taxonomy places the organism in Eukaryota, Viridiplantae, Streptophyta, Magnoliopsida, Dioscoreales, Dioscoreaceae. Bases 196 to 3651 code for a protein of 1151 amino acids. Gene Ontology annotation, molecular function: cellulose synthase (UDP-forming) activity; mannan synthase activity. Gene Ontology annotation, biological process: cellulose biosynthetic process; plant-type primary cell wall biogenesis. The transcript is spliced from 4 exons.
GUGUUUUUUUGCUGUUCUUUUUGGUUGAUGGGGUUUAUGGGAUGUUAUUGUGAAACAUCUGGGAAGAUGAGGAGCAAAUGGGUUUGAUUUUAGAUCGGAAAGUUUCUGGUUUUGAUCUGAGAUUAUAGUUCUGGAAGCGCAAAAGUAUUUGAAUUUGAUUGGCGGGGUAGCUUAAAGGAUUUGAGAAGAAAGGAGAUGAUGACGAGCAACAGCGGAGCUCUGCGAGGCACCCGAUCGGCUCGGUAUGCAUCCGACCCGCCGGAAGGGAAGCCCCCCGGCAUGCCUCCACCGCCGACGGUGACUUUCGGCCGGCGCACGAACUCCGGGCGGUACAUCAGCUACUCACGUGAUGAUCUCGACAGCGAGCUUGGCAGCGUGGACUACACCAAUUAUCACGUCCACAUCCCGGCGACGCCGGACAACCAGCCGAGCACCUUGGAUCCGUCCAUCUCCGCUCGGGUCGAGGAGCAAUACGUCUCCAGCUCCCUGUUCACCGGUGGGUUCAACAGCGUCACUCGCGCUCACCUCAUGAACCGAGUGAUCGACAAUGAGCCCGGGCGGCAGCAUCCUCAGAUGGCUGGCGCAAAGGGCUCAUCUUGCGCCGUCCCUGGCUGUGAUUCCAAUGUCAUGAGUGAUGGCCGUGGGCAGGACAUCCUCCCCUGCGAGUGUGAUUUCAAGAUCUGUGUUGAAUGUUUCAAUGAUGCUGUGAAGACUGGAGGAGGGAUUUGUCCUGGAUGCAAGGAGCCUUACAAGGCUACUGAGCUUGAAGAGGUGAUGCCAUUGUCAUUGCCUGCUCCUCCGGCGCAGGGACAAUCAAAGAUGGAGCGGAGGUUGUCGCUUAUGAGGUCGAGCAAGCAGCUUACUCGGAGUAUGACACAAACCGGUGACUUUGAUCACAAUAGGUGGUUGUUUGAGACUAAGGGGACUUAUGGAUAUGGGAAUGCAAUAUGGCCAAAGGAGAAUGUCGGUGAUGGGAGCACUGGAGGAGGUUCGGAUGGACAGCCUGCUGAGCUUACUAAUAAACCUUGGAGACCGCUUACCCGCAAGUUGAAGAUCCCUGCUGCCGUCCUCAGCCCAUAUAGGCUCCUUAUCUUUGUGCGGUUGGCUGUUCUAUGUCUGUUUCUCACAUGGCGUGUAAAGCACAAGAAUGAGGAUGCCAUAUGGCUCUGGGGAAUGUCUGUUGUUUGUGAGCUUUGGUUCGCUUUUUCAUGGCUUCUUGACCAGCUCCCUAAGCUCUGCCCGGUCAACCGCUCCACAGAUCUGGCUGUUCUAAAAGAGAAGUUUGAGACACCAAGCCCUAGCAACCCUACCGGGAAAUCUGAUCUUCCUGGAGUUGAUGUGUUUGUAUCCACUGCUGACCCUGAAAAGGAGCCUCCACUAGUCACUGCAAACACUAUACUAUCGAUCCUUGCUGCGAAUUACCCUGUUGAGAAGCUGUCCUGCUAUGUGUCUGAUGAUGGUGGUGCACUUCUUACAUUUGAAGCUAUGGCCGAAGCUGCCAGCUUUGCAGACAUUUGGGUCCCUUUCUGUCGUAAACAUGACAUUGAGCCAAGAAAUCCAGAGAGCUAUUUUAACUUAAAAAGGGAUCCUUACAAGAACAAAGUACGGUCUGAUUUUGUGAAGGACAGGAGAAGGGUGAAGAGGGAGUAUGAUGAAUUUAAGGUUCGUAUUAAUGGGUUGCCGGAUUCUAUUCGCCGGCGUUCAGAUGCCUAUCAUGCUCGUGAGGAGAUCAAGGCUAUGCGGUUGCAGAGGGAAAACACUGGUGAAGAUUCUCUGGAGCCUGUUAAGAUUCGCAAAGCAACGUGGAUGGCUGAUGGCACUCAUUGGCCUGGCACUUGGAUGGAUUCCUCUACAGAGCACUCUCGGGGCGAUCACGCCGGAAUAAUACAGGUGAUGCUUAAGCCCCCAAGUGAUGAGCCAUUACUGGGCAAGAAUGACGAUAAAAGCCCUCUUGACUUCACAGAUGUAGACAUCCGCCUCCCCUUGCUUGUUUACGUCUCUCGUGAGAAACGCCCGGGCUAUGACCAUAACAAGAAGGCUGGUGCCAUGAACGCCCUUGUUCGUGCCUCGGCCAUCAUGUCCAAUGGCCCUUUCAUUCUCAACUUGGACUGCGACCACUAUAUCUACAACUCCCAGGCACUCCGUGAGGGAAUGUGCUUCAUGAUGGACCGAGGAGGUGAUCGCAUAUGUUAUGUGCAGUUCCCUCAACGAUUUGAAGGCAUUGACCCGUCAGAUCGUUAUGCAAAUCAUAACACCGUUUUCUUUGAUGGGAAUAUGCGUGCGCUUGAUGGCCUACAGGGUCCAGUUUAUGUGGGAACAGGCUGCCUCUUUCGCCGUAUUGCUCUUUAUGGAUUUGACCCCCCUCGUUCGAAAGAGCGCCACCCCGGUUUCUGCAGCUGCUGUUUCCCAAGGAAGCAUAAGAGCAAGAGUGGAGCAUCUGUUGCAUCUGAGGAGACUCGAGCUCUUCGUAUGGGAGACUCUGAUGAAGAGGAGAUGGAUCUCUCUACAUUCCCUAAGAAGUUUGGUAACUCAAGCUUCCUCAUUGAUUCUAUACCAGUGGCUGAGUUCCAAGGCCGGCCUCUUGCUGACCACCCUGCUGUGAAGAACGGCCGCCCGCCAGGUGCCCUCACCAUCCCUCGUGAUCUCCUCGAUGCCUCCACUGUUGCUGAAGCCAUAAGUGUCAUCUCAUGUUGGUACGAGGAUAAAACAGAAUGGGGUGAGCGUGUUGGAUGGAUUUACGGGUCAGUGACUGAGGAUGUCGUCACUGGCUACCGGAUGCACAACAGAGGUUGGAGGUCAGUUUACUGUGUGACCAAGCGUGAUGCUUUCCGGGGCACUGCUCCAAUCAACCUUACAGACCGUCUCCACCAGGUCCUUCGGUGGGCAACCGGGUCAGUAGAGAUCUUCUUCUCCCGUAACAACGCACUCCUUGCCAGCACCAAGAUGAAGAUCCUCCAGAGAAUUGCUUACCUUAAUGUUGGCAUCUACCCAUUCACCUCCAUCUUCCUAAUCGUCUACUGUUUCCUCCCUGCACUCUCACUCUUCUCCGGCCAGUUCAUUGUCCAGACACUCAAUGUGACUUUCCUGACAUACCUUCUCGUCAUCACCAUCACACUCUGCAUGCUGGCUGUGCUUGAGGUGAAAUGGUCAGGUAUAGAGCUAGAAGAAUGGUGGCGAAACGAACAGUUCUGGCUCAUCGGUGGAACCAGUGCCCACCUUGCCGCUGUGCUCCAAGGUCUGCUGAAAGUCAUUGCUGGCAUUGAAAUCUCAUUCACCCUCACUUCAAAGUCAGCUGGUGACGAUGCCGAUGAUGAGUUUGCAGACCUAUACCUCGUGAAAUGGUCGUCACUUAUGAUUCCUCCAAUCACAAUCAUGAUGGUGAAUCUUAUUGGCAUUGCUGUUGGAUUCAGCAGAACAAUAUACAGUGUGGUGCCACAAUGGAGCAAGCUUAUCGGCGGAGUGUUCUUCAGCUUCUGGGUGCUUGCCCAUCUUUACCCGUUCGCCAAAGGUCUGAUGGGACGGCGAGGGAGGACUCCAACCAUCGUCUUUGUGUGGUCCGGGCUCAUCGCCAUCACCAUAUCUCUUCUCUGGGUGGCCAUUAAUCCUCCAAGCUCAAAUUCACAGAUUGGAGGUUCCUUCACAUUCCCCUGAUUCUCAUUCCUUUUUUUUGACUGCUGCAUGCAUGGAUUUUAUUCCAAGAGAGUCUCCAGAUUUUGAAUUGUGCUCUUUUGGAGAUGGAUUCAAAAAGUGAUUCAUUUUGUUGCAUGCUUUCUGAAAUUUGCUGCUGCUGCUGCUGCUGCUGCUGCUGCUGCUUGUUAUGUGGAAAGUAGAAGAAAGUUUAAUCUUAAGUUUUAGUUUUGGGACUCACCAUUCAAUUUGUUGUUGUUUUUCUCUAUUUCUUUGCCUAAGAGUUUAUUGAAAAGGAUAAUAUUGUUUACAUUAUUGCAUAUAAAUGUUUCGUGUAUUCAUAUUUAAUUUAAUCAAAUCAAUGUAGUUAUUGCUGCAGAA